Molecule: messenger RNA, 1400 nt
Organism: Corvus hawaiiensis (hawaiian crow)
Lineage: Eukaryota; Metazoa; Chordata; Aves; Passeriformes; Corvidae
Exons: 8
Coding region: 147-836 (229 amino acids)
Source: RefSeq, a predicted model, not a curated record
GCUCUAGGGAGACCUUAGAGCCUCUUCCAGUGCCUAAACGGCUUCCAAGAGAGCUGGAGAGGGACUUUGGACAAAGCCCUGGAGAGCCAGGACAACAGGAGCGCUAUGGGGUCUGGUCUGCCUCUGCUGAGCCCCCCACUUCAUCCAUGGACACCCCCAGAUCAAGUUUAGAGUUGGAGAGGAAGGGACCAGGCCAGGAGAGCAUCAUCAGCGAGCUGGACCAGCUGUGGAGACAGGUGUCCUCCCUGCAGGGCCUGGCCAGUGACCUGCAGGGUGAGAAGGACAAGAUCAGGCAGCUGGAGCAUGCCGUCAGAAAGCUGAGGGAGGAUGGAGCCAAGUGGAAGGCAGGCAUGAGCGAUCAGCUCUCCCUGCAGCUGGGUAAGAGGGUGGGAGAGGUUUUUGUACCCCAUGGGACUGCAAAGGGAGCCCAGUGGUGCUGGGAGCAUCCGUUUGGGGGCAAGAGACACCACCUGAGGGACCCCAUGGAGGCAAAGUCUGCCCCUGCCCCCAUCAAGCUGUCCAGGUCUGCACUGCUGGAGACAAAACAGGAGCUGGAGGAGCUGCGAGAGACAAGGAAGAGCAUGCUGGAUCAGCUGAUGUCCAGGAGGGCUGACCAGCCACAGGAGCAGAUGGACAAACUGAUGGCAAUGGUGAGCAUGCGGCAGGAGCAGGAGAAGGCAGCAUGCUCCAGGUGCAGCUCAGACACCAGAGUGCAUGUUGGGGAGCUCUUCCUGCACUAUGAAAAGCUCCAGGAGCUGGCACAUUCCCUGGAGUCACGGCUGCCCAUGGUUGGAUGUGGGGAGGGAGCUGAGGUGGCCAAGCCAGGAAGGCAGUAAUUGAGUGCAAGAUCCCCCCUGUGCAGCAGUGCUGCAGAGGCCAGAACACCAGCACCUGCACAGCACAGCAUCUCCAGACCACCCACUUCAGGACACAGCUCCAGCCCCUCCCCAGCAAGCUCAUUGCCACCAUGGUGCUGGGCACAGACAGAUGCCUCUCGCAGCAACGGCAACUAUAAAAGAAGAAACAGAAAACAGACAUAAUGGAAAGAGUCAAGAUGAGGCCAGAUUGCAAGGAACAAACAAGAACAACUCAACAAAAAGGAAAAUGGAAAUUUUAGCAUGGGCAGAUCACAACCACCAAGUCACAGCCACCAACUCAUGAAACUCACCAACUCAAAAGAAGACUAAUCAUGCAAACUAAUUAGCCUAAGAAGUGAGGGAAGCAUUUAACCAAUAAAUGAUAGAAUACUAAUUAAUGAAAGAAUGAUGUAACUUUCAGUCAAUGAACAUUAAUGUUGCUGCUAAAAUUUAUAAAUAGUGUAUAUUUUUGAUAGUGCAUUGGCGUUGUGGAUUUGCCAUCCAGCCCCCUUUUCUGUGCAGCAAAUAAAACAAGUACCUCGA